UGGCAGAAAAACACGUCGAAACUUUGGUGCCAGCUGGUGGGUAUGACGGAGUAACACUUUCUCUCAUGUUUCACUCCUACAACAUAACGUACCGACAACAGGAGGGCCGUGUGGUGUCAUUACCCGACUUCUGCUACAUCAAGCCCAGCUCAUGUGAAGCCAUUCGCCGCGAAUUGUCGUCAAAUCUCUCCGCCUAAAACAGGUCGGGCCGCGGCGGCCAUGUUGGAGAAGGUAGUGUUGGAGGAUGUAUGAUGAUAGUGCUGAGCCUGUACACUGCAGCAGUAAGGAGAGAUGGGAGAGGUCUGUGGGAGUGGAAGGGACUCCUGACUCCCUCCCCACCAUGGCUACUGAUGACAUCUGUGAGACCAGCCCAGACUUACCAGGACCCUUCAGGACACAGUCUACACGAUCCUGUAGUUUAUCCAGUCAGGAGAGUGUGAAACAGUGGCUGAAGUCUGUGGACCAGGAUGCAGAGUACCCAGGAGACUGUACAGUGACUGUAGACGACACACUGACAGACAGGGGAGGUGAUGAUGGGGAGAUGGAGUACCCCUUCCGUGAGAAGAUCAGUAGAGGAGACAGUACAGAAGACGACCUGACUCUUGGUUCAGAGGCAAAGCUGCUGGACCCUCCAGUCUCCACUACCUCGGCAGGGGCCCCCCCUACACCCACAGUGUUAGGUGGUACCCAGUGUUACUGGCUGUCCAACCAUGCCAGGAUGAACAGACAGGCCAGACUCAUGCAGAUGGGAGAGAGUUUUGAGAGCUUUGCCACCGAGACUUCCACACAGACAUCACUGUCCAGCAAUAGCAUCGAGGGUCUGCUGCAGGCUCGUACAUGUGACCCUGAGGAACUGCUGCUGAGCCUGGGCUUCGGAGGAGGGGGGGACUACAGCACCACCCUGCGUGUACCAGACAGGUUCCUGCAGCACCAGUCCCGCUGUGGGGGGGUGGACCUCUCACAGUACAUGGCCAGGGAGAUGGCACAGGACACGGCCUACCACGGAUGGGCAGGUGUAUAUGACCGUCCUGUAUCAACCAUGUAUCAUCGGCGUAUGUCAACUGGCAGUAUUGCUGUACACCACCAGUAUAGAACAUAUGACCCUGCUCUGUGUAGGAGAAUGACUCAGUCCACUAUAAACAGUCAUCAACCUUCAUCAGACCACAGGACAGAGAAGGCUGUUGAUGUAUCCCAUGAUCCUUUGCUGCUGAGGAGGUCAGUGACAGUCAGUACUACUGACAUGGCCAAGGAGAAGACCCGACAGUCCAGUAGUACUGGUGCUGCCAGCGUAGCUGGUGAAGUAGAGGAUGUAAAAGUCCAAAUAUUGCAAGAAACUAAAGACGUACAUCCAAAACAGAGUGGCACAAGCAUACCAACAUCCACCAAAGCACAGCGUUGGGCUAAAAGAGCAACACUAGUCAAGCAGAGAAGUGCUGAGUCUUUCUGCCUGGAUAAAGACGGGAAACUGUCAACUGAAGACAGCGGAGCAAAACGUCCUGACAACAGGGGGAAGAUGAGGAAGAGAUCUCUGUCCAUGCCGCACAUUCAGUGUAACCUAGAACCUGUUAAGGAGGAGUCUCCGCAUAGCAGUCUGGAAAACACGCUUCAAUCCAAGGAGCUGUCAGAAAUGUUGCAGCACGCACUCGAGAAGGAAUUCUCACAAGAGUUGGAGGAGAAAAUCGGCAGAAUAUGUUACAGUCCAACUGAUCCUGAAGACAAUACAUGUACAAGUAGUUCAAGGAACAGUGAGGGAGUUUUCAGUCCAGUGACGCAGAAUGAAGACAUGCAACAGCUGCAGUUCACCACAGGGAGGCCAGGGGGCAGUGCAGUAGAAGAGAAACCUGAAGCUAUGGAAAGGAUAGCUUUUGUGGUAUCUCCAGAUGCUACCAGUAAACAAGGUCCAUCGCCAAAGAGAAAAGCAUGUAGGCUUUCAAAGGUGCCAAAUGUUGAUGCAGAUUCCCCCCCGGAGGAUCUGUUGUUCCCCCGCAGCAGACUGACGUCCACCCCUGAUGACAAACUGGUGUCAGUGAGCCUGCCUGUACCACAGACACACGCUGCCUUCCCACAGGAGUCUUUUGAAAUGGAAGAGAUUGGCAGCACAGAUGUGACUCCUGAGGAAGGGGCGUGGCCUCGCGGGUCCACACACCUGUUCAGUAACCAUGGUAACCUGCAGCACCAGAACAGCGCCCAGUCGGACAGCAGUGGGUUUGCUGAUGACAGCCACAUCGGGUCUGAUCCGUCCUGUCUCAUGGACAGUGCGAAGAUAGAGGGACUGGGAAGCAGUGCAGAGAGUCUUGCUAGCACCAGAACUGUCAUUCACGUGAACAACAGCCAGGGGGCGCUGGUAGAUGGACUACAGGAGACUAUGACAAGUUACUGCCCUAUGCAGCUUGAUCUAGAGUUACAUCAUGAUUCAAAGUACAAAUUACCAGAGAGUCACUAUGUGGAAAAUAGUGUGCAAGAACGUGUUACAGUUAAUGAGGAGCAGAGUUCAACCAUUGCAGCAAGGACUAGCUGCCACUCUUCAUCAGUGCCAAACGUAGCCUUUUCUGACACAAAUGUUCUCCACUCAGGCAAAACACAUGUAAAAACUGAUCGUCCGUGUGUCCACUGUGGAAAGUUUUUCAAAGACCACAGAAACAAGGAUUGUGCCUUCCAGGAUGCGGACCUGUCAGCCUGUUUAUGUGAAGACGUGCUGCCACAGUUUUCUGUAGGUGCUGAGAAUGAUCACUGCGAUGCCAUAGUUUCUCAGGGUGCAAGUCUAAAUGUAGUUUCAGCUGUAAAUAUGCUUGGCGUAGACAAUACUGCAAGUGGUGAGGAGACUCAGGGUACUCAAACCAUACAUGAAGGACACAAGAGGUGUUCGGAUGACCAAGAAUCAACCCCAGAUCCUACGUUUACAUCACAAUCUGGACAUCAACCUGAGGACAAUUCAAGCUCUGUAUUUGAUGUUGGCUCUGUCAGUUCUCAGCCAGAGAAAUUAGCGCAGACAACCAAUUGCAAGCUGGAGUUUCCAGCAGAACUUUCCCAACAUUAUACCAUAGUCGAUAACAUUCUCCAACAACUGAAAAACAGCCUAGAAAAGGUCACAUCACAUUCUGAUGAUUCUGAUGUGAAGAUAACUCUGCAGCAGACAACCGAACACUUAGAUUGGCCAGUAGAUGUUGGCAAAAACAUUGCUCCAGAGAAACUAGACCACAUUCGAGGUGUACCUUACAUUAAAAGUGCAGGGGAAUCAAUCUUUCCUGUCAAACUAAGCUCUGGAAUCAGUGUAGAACUUACAAGAAACCACAGUCAGGGCAGUCGCCAUGAAGUAUGCAAGAAGUACGUUCUCGUAGAAGAGACAAAACAUUACACAAAAAUCAAAGACCCGUUGGGGGGGAAGGACGAUGUGAAAGAAGUAGCUGUACGUCGCAAGAAGGAAGUCACCGCACCUCCCACAGCCAACAGAGGCGGACUGUGGGAGAAUUUACCAGAAAAUGAAAGACGGGAAAGCGGGGAGAAGGCUCUGCAGAAUGUACAGCGUUUUGUGGAAGAAGCUCGGGGAAAGUUCCUGGUGAAAAAGAAGGCAGAAUGUGACGGUUCUCAGGAAAACUUUCCCAAUCAGCCCGCUCUACCCCUGCCCACUGCAGACAGCCUACAUGUGAAGGUACAGCAAACAGGGGAGACAUCAGAUCAAGGUUUGAAGACGUGUGACAGGAAACAGGAACAGGAUGACAGCAGUGUAGAUCUACAGGCCUCCCCAGUGGACAGUAAGCCACAGACUGAUGUCAGGAGACAGCGGGCUCCAAGUGUGGCUGAGGAGCUGAGUCUGGAUAUCAUGGAACCUGUCAACAGGUACACCGCAGAAGGAAUUGCACGUGACUUGCAGAAGACGUCAUCUGAAGUCAGCAUUUCCAACAGUCCUGGGACCACUGAUGACCAUCCCUUACAGGACUACUGGACACUGGCCGCUCUGGUCAUGUCUAGCAGACAUGAGAAGUUGUCAGAGAUCCAGCUGGGUUCUCCUGGACACUAUGACCUGCACUACACAUCUCCUAAAGAACAUCUCCUGCGUGAGGUGGAUCUAGCCCGUUGCUGUAUGACACAGUACAGAGGACAGCUGGUACAGCUGGAGCUGACGUUUGCUCAGUGUUACGCUGCCUUCUACAACCACAUGACAGGACAGGAAAGGCAGGAGGUGGAGUUGCUGGUUGUUCUCCGAGCAGAAGUUCUACAGGAAGCAGAGGUGUUGGAGACCAUGUUAGCAAACCAUCUACAGGCUGUCAUACAAGAGGACCCAGCAGUAUUUGUGGAGGAACAGUCCCCCUCUUCCCUGAGUAAACUAAAACUCCUGGGUCAGCUCAUAGAGUUGCUGAAAGAACAGGGACACAUGCAGCAGGCCCUGGCUGUACUUGUACAGAACUCUGGUGAGCGCCCCCUGUCCACACACCCUGGUAACUACACCCCAGCCCCCCCACCCCUGGACCCGGGGAAACAGUGGGAACUCCUGUCUGCGGACAGGGAGCGGGUACACAGGGAAGUCAGGGACAUGAGGGAGGAACUGUGCACACAGAGGGAAGAUCACCAGAGGGACAUGGACAAGAAUCUACACAAGUUGAGAAUGUCCAUCAUGGCGGACGUGAGACUGGAGAUUGCAGAACAGAUGAAGCUGCUCAGACUUCAGCUACAGGCUAAAGAAGAGGAGGUGAGAAUGUUACGUCUUCAGAUGAGACAACAGACUAAGACUCAGAAGGAUGAGGUAGAGGGAGGGAGUCAAAGGACCAAGAAAUCUAUACGUGUCACUCAACUCUGAUGGACAGCAUUCUGAUUCAUGUUUAGAGUUAAAACUUUUGGUCCAACACAAAAAAGUUCUCACCUAGAGCUUUCGACCAGUCACUCUGGUCUUC
This is a messenger RNA of Branchiostoma belcheri (Belcher's lancelet), 4889 nucleotides long. RefSeq lists its product as uncharacterized. NCBI's taxonomy places the organism in Eukaryota, Metazoa, Chordata, Leptocardii, Amphioxiformes, Branchiostomatidae. Gene Ontology annotation, molecular function: signaling receptor binding. The transcript is spliced from 20 exons. The record is from RefSeq and is a predicted model, not a curated record. Bases 245 to 4795 code for a protein of 1516 amino acids.